This is a messenger RNA of Diorhabda sublineata, 1151 nucleotides long. RefSeq names its product dual specificity protein phosphatase MPK-4-like. NCBI's taxonomy places the organism in Eukaryota, Metazoa, Arthropoda, Insecta, Coleoptera, Chrysomelidae. The transcript has 3 exons. Gene Ontology annotation, molecular function: protein tyrosine/serine/threonine phosphatase activity. The record is from RefSeq and is a predicted model, not a curated record. Gene Ontology annotation, biological process: protein dephosphorylation. Gene Ontology annotation, cellular component: nucleus. Bases 206 to 1114 code for a protein of 302 amino acids.
AUACGUCACCAGUCAAUUUAUUGAACUGUAUAGAAAAGGAGAAAGCUCCAAAUUCAAAUAAAUUAAAGACGCAAAAAUGUUUGGCUAUGAAUUAAAAAAUGUAGUUUUAAUAACAGGUGACGUCAGAUACACACAUAAAUAAAAAUCAGCUGUUCGUAUAAUUUUAGAUUAUAAAUAUAUCUCACAAAGUAUUCUCAAUAUCAGUAUGGAUGAUAACGAUUUUCAUCUUGGACCUGUCAGCAUUAGUAUAAUAGGAGAAAAUUUAUAUUUAGGUGGUUUAGCAGCCGCAAAAAACUUGGAAGUAUUGAAGAAGUACGAGAUCACGCAUAUUUUAACAAUAGAUAUAUGCCCCUUACCUCGUAGGGUUCUAGAGCAAAAGCAUCUAGUAAUAAAAUUUAUACAGUUAUCAGAUCAACCCCAUGAAGAUAUAUUAUCACAUUUCGAUGAAGCAGAUCUGUUUAUAAAAGAAGGCAUAGAAAAAGGAGCAGUAUUAGUACAUUGUUAUUUUGGAGUGUCAAGGAGCGCAACACUUGUAAUAGCUCAUAUAAUGAAAAAAUAUCAGCUCACUUAUUAUGAAGCAUUCAAAAAAGUUAAAGAUAAAAGAAAAUUAGUUUGCCCUAAUUUGGGUUUUGUUACGCAGUUGAAACUAUAUAAGGAUAUGGGAUAUAAGAUAGAUAAGAAUAAUAUGAAUUAUAAAAUACAUAGAUUAACAAUGGCCGCUCAUAAGGUGCGAAAAGUGAAAAUCCUACCGCAAGAAUUUCACUGCCUGAUUCAACCGGAUCCCAAUCUCGAACAGUCUAAACCAGAGCCUAAUGUGUAUAGGUGUAAAAAAUGUAGAAGAAUAUUAGCUAAAGAAUCUAACUUAAUCUUACAUCAGACAAAUGGGGUAACAUGUAAAGAAACAUAUUUUAUUGAACCAUUAGCUUGGAUGGAUGUUAUACAACAUGUAGAUGGUAAACUGAUGUGUCCAAAAUGUAAUAGUAAAUUAGGAUCAUUUAGUUGGGUGAUGGGAUGUCAAUGUCCUUGUGGUGUCCAAGUAGCUCCUGCUUUCUACCUCACUCCUUCUAAAGUGGACUUUACUAACGCUAUUAAAAAUAUGGAAACGACUUUUUGAAUUAUGUAUAUUUAUUUUAAAUAUAUCGUAGUAAAAA